AUGACGAAGGUUCAAGAACUAUCGGAGGAGUUGCAUUCUUUUCAGCAACGAGUGGACACAAAUCUGGAAGAGCUUCGCAUGCAAGCCACGGUGCAAGCUAAUGACACCAGAAACCAGAUUUCUAUACUAGUUUUACAUAUGCAACAAUUACAGGAAACUAUUAUGGCUAAUCAACUGCAGAGGCAGGGUAAUUCCAAUACUUAUUCUUCUUCUGUUCCGCACAAUUCCUAUCGACCAGAAACCAUGGAUCAUCGUUCUUUGCUUAAGGGUGUUCGCAUGGAGAUUCCAGUGUUCAAUGGCACUGAUCCUAAUAAUUGGAUUUUCAAAGCUGAGCUUUUCUUCACUUUACAGUUGAUUCCGGAUGAAACAAAGGUUGCUUUGGCUGGGUUGAAAAUGGAGGGCAUGGCUGCCUCUUGGUUUCAAUGGACCUUCAACACGGGUAAGGCUCGGGCUUGGCCUGAUUUUACUGCUGCUCUUCGCCAACGCUUUGGCAUUUCGGGUUUUACAAAUCUGAAAGGUGCUUUGUCCAAGUUGACUCAAACAUCUUCUCUUCGUUUUUACAUUCAACAGUUUGAAGCAUUAGUUAACCAAAUACCUGAAUUAUAUGAUGAUCUUCUCAUGAACUUUUUUGUUUCGGGUCUUCAAUCUGAAUUACGUAGUGUUGUUCAGUUGAGGGAACCUCUGUCCUUAUAUCAAGCCAUUCAAUUGGCCAUGGCUUAUAAUGAUCAUUUUGGGGAUUUGAAAACUUCUUUCCAAGGUGCAUCUAAGAAGUUCUUUUCCAAAUAUGUUCCUGCUUUAGACAGUAAUCCUGUGUUACCUAAUACAUCUCCAAGUUCUAAUGUACCUCGACCAAUGAGUAGUACCACACAUAGAUUGUCCUUGCUAGCUCCUAAUCCAAUGAAGAGGGUUAUGAAUGCUGAUUUACAUAAGAGGAGAGAGUUGGGUCUUUGUUAUACAUGUGAUGACAAAUGGAGUUCUAAGCACAUCUGUCCAAACAAAAAUAAGUUGAUGCUUUUGGUGGGAGAGGAGGAUGUGGUUGAUCAGGACUUGGAUGAGGAACAUAUCGUUUGGCAAGCUAAAAAGUCUAUUGGUGAAGCAACAGAUGCUUCUCUUCAUGCAUUGAGGGACAAUAAUCAUUACCGUGCCUUAAUGUUUACUUCUGCAUUGGCAGGUAUGGAUUUCUCCAUCUUAGUUGAUUCAGGUAGCACCCAUAAUUUCAUACAACACCAUCUAGCUGUAAAAUUGUCUUUACCAAUGAUAAAUUCCCAUAGAAUUCGUGUAUUUUUUGGAAAUGGUGAUGUUAUGUACUCUGAAAAAAGGUGUCUAAAGGUACCUUUGUUGAUUCAAGGGCACAAGUUUGUGUGUAAUCUCUGGGUUUUGGAUCUUUCUGACAUCAACAUCAUUUUGGGUAUGCCUUGGUUGGAACAGUUAGGGAAGGUUACUCAUUACUAUAUCAGUAAGUCAAUGGAAUUUGUUUGGGAUGGAAAAUCAAUUUUGUUACAAGGUAUUAAUGCAGUGGUUGUUUCUUCUAGUUUGAAUACAUUUCUUACUCAGGAAUGGGCAAGUUGUAAUGUUCUGCCUGCAGACACUGCUUCUUCUCUAGAGGCUGCAAUUAUUCCUGAGUUGUUAGCUCUGCAAGCUGAAAUCCAUCCCCUUAUCUGGUCCAUUUUAUUGAAGUUUCAGCAGGUGUUCUCAUUACCUAGUGGUUUGCCACCAUUCAGAGGGUUAGAUCAUUCGAUUCAUUUAGAAGCAGGUCUCUUCAGACAAACCAAGAACACCUCUUAUUAUGUCUCUAUGUAUCUUGAUGCCAAUAAUACUGCUGGAAUGAGGGAAACUGUUUUGGACCCAUCUUAUGGACCUAUAGUUCUCAACAAGUGA
Molecule: messenger RNA, 1878 nt
Organism: Gastrolobium bilobum
Lineage: Eukaryota; Viridiplantae; Streptophyta; Magnoliopsida; Fabales; Fabaceae
Exons: 3
Coding region: 1-1878 (625 amino acids)
Source: RefSeq, a predicted model, not a curated record